This is a messenger RNA of Lymnaea stagnalis (great pond snail), 8920 nucleotides long. The record is from the annotation of a GenBank genome assembly. Lineage: Eukaryota; Metazoa; Mollusca; Gastropoda; Lymnaeidae.
UCAUGUCACUUCUAUCAAAUUAAUGACUACAUGAUAAAGAAGUGUAUCACUUCAUUUACGGUAUCUUUAUGCAGUUUUAUUUUUCAGGAGGGUUUAUUUUCAGUGUACAAAUAUAGUAAAAUGUAGACCUAAGGCAGAGCUACUAUGUUACUUUUUAAGGAGGGUCGUAAUGUUAAACUUAAACUAAUAUUAUUACUACUAAUUUAAACGUCACUCUCACUUCUGAGGACUUCUCUCAGUACAUGACAUAACAGUAUUAAAGUACUACUAAACUAAACUUAAACUACUUAGGACAGUACUCAAAAGUAGAGACUGAUAUAAGGUAGGGUGAACAAAUCAUGAACUGGAAAAAACGGGACACACCCAAGGAGGGUUUGUGGGGGAUACCCUCCAGCUAAAGUGGGGGCUUCUGCGGAAACUGGUUGCUCAUUUUAACUAUUUUAAGACCUGGCUUAAAAAAAAAAAAGAAAUCUUUUUCAAUUAACCUUCACUUUUGUAAUAUAAUUUAAACUUUGAGGCGCAUCAUAAACGAAAACAAUAAUUUUGCAGUAGUGCAUACUUAUUUAUUUAAACAUAUUUUACAACAUAAUAAAACAAAGCAAAUUAAAUUUCUCUAGUCUAGGAUUUAAAUUUAGGAUAUUUGGCUGUUGUCCCAGCCAUUGUUAAAACCUCCUUCUUAUCUAAUAUAAAUUUGUAAAAACUAGAACAGUCCAUUUCGAAAUUGUAGAGAACCUGCAGGAUUGCAGAAAGGGUCUCUACUCUCAUCUUGUUUCUUUCGUCCGUUCAUUGAAUGUUCAUGAGCGAAAAGAUUCUUUCAGUAUUACCAUUAUGGGCAGAGAACACAUAUAGGCAUAUUUUCAAAAAUUCAGAGUGUGUUCUGGCUACACAGCUAGUCAAAAUAUUACUUGAAGUUAUAUUAUAAAUUAGGAAGUUUUAGUGAUUUGAAAAUGUGUUUGGGUUUAGAAACGGGACAUUAAGGCAUCCCAAGAGACAUUUUCAGGACACCGGAUACAAUCGUAAAAAAAAAAGAGAAAAUCUCGUUUUUACGGGACAUUUGGUCACCCUAAUAUAAGGGCAUCUAGGGCUAGUCAGUAAGCUGCUAGACUAGUCACUGCUACUUACACACUGCUAUGUCUAGAACAGGUGUGGUCCAUUGCCACCCAAAAGUAAAAGGCUUCGCAGGCCACCUUGAUCUGAUUAGUGAGUAAACUGUUUCAAGUUUUCUGACAUUUCAUCGCAAUUAAUUGAUUCAUUGCAUUUACAGUGUGAAUUAGAGCCGUAAUAUUAAAAUAAGCAUCCACUAAAUGAAAAUUCUUAAUUAAUAAAUAUACACAUAAUUUAUGAAAUUGAAAUGUAAAUAACAAAGCAAGAAUAAAACUUAAGAUUAAAAUAAUAUGUAAUAUGAAUGUGAUACUAUUUUAUCUUUUCUCUCACUAAUCUUUUUAAAAUCAAUUUCUUUAUCAAUUAAAUGAUUUGAAGAAUUAAUAAUAGGUUUAUGUUAACCGUUAAUUGGGAUAAAUCAGGCAUCCAUAGAAUAUGAUUCUAUAUAGUGACAUGGAUGACGGGCCGUGGGUUAGCCACUCCUGGUCUAGAAGUUACUCGCUUUCAGUUUCAGAAUAUAUCCCCUAUGGCCAGGCUUUGGUGUUAUCUAUAAAUGACAUCACAAUAAAUUCUAUAAAAAAUAUAGGAAAACAUGUCUUAGGUUGUUGGGGGGGGGGGGGGGUGAGGGGCCUAUGAAUUUGUGACAAUAGUUGCAAAGUUGGGUUGGGGGGAGGUAAAAAGUCAGUCAAAAUAGCUAGAGGAUGGCCUCUUUCACUAUCAUUAUUAUUUUUAUUUUCAAUUCAAUUGAUUUAGUAUACUUACAUUAAAAUUAAAUAAUUGCCUCUGAUUAAAAUACAGAAUUUUAAUUUAUAGGCCUAUUUUAUUUUGUUUCUUACAAGGAAUUCUAUAUAAAUUGGACGACUUGAAAAAAAUAGCAGAUAGUUUCAAAUGGAUGACUUUGGAGGUAAAUAUAUUACACAUGAAGCAUGAUGAAGAAGACAAUUGAUUAACUAAUAAUUACCGGGUACUAAUAAAUAUUUUGUUCAGUGUAUGGUUUUAAAAAAUUUCUAAGAAACGUUUUAGAGUUGUUAAAUUUUAUACCUAAUAUUAUUUCUUUCCAUGUAACCUUAUGAAAUUCGAGAAAUUAGUAGUUCAAUAUUUUAGGACAUUUUUUUGGAAAGAGUUCCUUUAACGAAAGGGGCAACGAAUUAGCAACUGUUAACAUCAGCAAUAAAGUAGGAUCUAUUUUUUAAAAAAUGGUAGAAAUUGUAUUAAUAGUAUUAUAUUUUAGUUUUGAUGAUAAUCGUUUAUUUAUAUAAACGGUAUUAUAACGGUAUUAUAUAUUUUUUAAAAUUAUUUAUUUAAAAGGUUGCUUGUAUAUGUGUAGAAUUAAUAUUUAGGCAUGGAUUUGUCUGGACAUGAAAUUUAUUCAAAACAUUUUUAUAAUAAUAAAUUUUGUGUGCAUCAAAGGCUUAAUGACAUGCAUUUGGAGAAUAUUAUUAUAUCAUUUGCUUUUAUUAUAUAAUUUUAGUGGAUGUAAACUUUUGUAUUAAUCUUACAAAUUUUAACAUCUUGGCAUGCUAAGAAUUGGAUCAAAAUUCACUUUCUUUUUAUAGAAGAAGAAGUUGUUGAAAAUCCGACUUUAAGAGCAGCCUACAACCUUGAACCACUGCAUCAGAAUCAAGCGCUUCGUUGGAAUUACGAGGUAAAAAAAAUCAUAUCCUAGAGAUCACUUGAUUAGUAAGGUUUUCAAGCAAAAAUCAUAUUUCCAAUAAAUGAUCUUGAAAAUGAUAUCCAGUUGUUGUUUCACUAUAUUUCCCUCUUCUUAUUUCCUGCUUAACAGAAUCACAUCUUGACCUUCCGUAUGACCUACUUUGGAAUCUUUUCAAACUAUUUUUUUAGAAUCUUGGUUCACAGAAUUAAUUCUUGAUCUUUCAUAUAUGAUCUCAUUUGGUUUUAGAAUAUUGCUUCACAGAAUCACUUCUUGAUCUUUCAUAUGGGAGCUUUUCAAACCCUUCAAUCGGUUGAUAAACACACAUAAUCUCUUGAUAUGAAGUUAAGUUUGAGCCAUUUUUCAAAUUUUCCCUUUAAAUUGCAUUCAUCAUUUUCUUAUUAUAGCCUGCAUAGCAAGAAUUUAACCAUAUACUGAUAUUCUGUUCUUUUAAGGCCUCUAAUGUUUUUUUUAAAACUAUUCAAAAACAUUUUUAGCACAGAAAUUAUUAUAUGAUAGAUCAUUCUGAAAUAUUUUUUAACUUUUAUUAUUUAUUGCAUCUAUCUGGCAAUUGAUAUUAUGUCACAUGAAUUGUUAGGUAAAUUUAAUGAACUAACUUUGUUAUUUCCCCAUACUCACAAUGUAUUUUUACUGCUUUUUGUAUAUAUAUAUUUUGUAUACCGUUCCCUAUUCAGAGGUAUAAUAAAUAUCUCUGUUCUCUAGAGUUAUUCAAUUCAAAUGCUACAACACUUGAAGAAUUAAAUGGAAGUAGAAUAUGGCACAUACACUUUUAAAUUUAUUUAUUGUGCUUUGUUAUUGGUUCCUCAAAUUUAUAAGAAGGUUUACAAAUAGUUUUUCUAUUCCUUAGGUGCAUUUAAUAGGGGAAAAAAUUUAUGACAAAGUAAUCCAUCUUUGUGAAGUGUGUGAACUGCCUAUUCUUGUUUAUGGACGUAUGGUAAGUUUUUUCUUAUUUUUUUCUUCAUUAAAUGUUUAUUAUGAAUAGAUAGCAUUUUAUAGAUCAGAGCUCCACAACCGGCGUACAGGUGUGCCACAGCAAAAUUCCCACCCAUGAGAAUAAAAAAACAAGUGAAGACAAUAUAAAUUUGAUGAAAUAAAAGGGGUAAUAAUUAGCUAAUUUACAAGUUUGGUCAAGAUAUGAAGUUAUAUAGCACAGCACUUCUGCAUGUUUAAAUUUGGUGGGUCACAUGACAAGUCACAUUUUAAUCAUUGAGUUAAAUCUGUCCUAAGGGAUGAAUCAGAUAUAUCCCUGUUGUUUUGACCUUUAAUCACACACUUUUCACAUCUGUGCUGUGUAAUACUUCCACUACAUUUCGAUGGCUAGUUGUUAAAAAAAAUUCUACACUACUGAGGUACCAUUUCAUCACCGUAAAUAAAAACAAAUCCAACACAAACUAAGUCCCGUCCGCUAAAGACUGAGAGUACUGAAAUCUUUUCUCUGAUUUUUUGAUACAGUCAAAACAUGUGUUUAUCACCUUGCAACAUAUUUGUUCUUAAAUGUUGCUUUUGUUUUAUUAUUAUUUUUAUACUGAAAUAAAUAUGGUAAUUUUACACAUGAAUGUAAUAUUUAACCGGUACAUAAAAGUAAGUAGUCGCUGAUUUUUUUGUAUCAAAAAGGCUAUUUUAUUUGUGUGUUUUGAAUAUGGCGGGGAAGGGGGGGGGGUUGAAGAGGGAAUGUUCAUUUUUGAUAAAUAGGAGGACAAAAAGGGGUGUGAAAAAAAAUAAUUUAAAAAGAGUACAAAAAAAAAAGUAUACAUUAAAUGGGGGGGGGGUAGAAGAGAGAAUGUUCAUUUUUGAUAAAUCAGAGUACAAAAAGGGGUGUAAAAAAAAAAUAAUUUGAAAAGAGUACAAAAAAAAGAGUAUACAUUAAAUAGGGAUAUUUGUGGUGUGGUGAUAAAUCGACUCUGAAAGCUAUAGAAGAACUCUCCCUCCAGUUUCAUGAGGAAUUUCGGAAAUUGAGGAAAGAUGGUACAGUGAAAUUAAAGUUCCAUUUUGAUGUUUUCCGGGAAUUUGUCAAGGAAGAAUAAACUAGAAUUUCCAACGAGGCUAUUUCAGUUCUGCUACAAUUUUGAACCACUCUUUCCAAUGUGAACAAAUUUUUCUACUCUUAUUUUCAUUUAAAAAUAAUAUGGUCGGAUAUUCUGCCAAAUAUAAAGCAUUUAUGUUCAGCAGUAUAGGCUCAAAAGUUUCAUUGUUUAUUGUUAAAUUUAAAUAUUUUAAUUGUGUAUUUCGUUUUUAAAUUUUUUAUCUAUAUUUCUGUUCUGUUGAUAUUCACAAUAGUGACCAAAUAUUUUAUGUUAUAUCAAUUUGUAGGCUAUAAAAGAUUUACUGGCUAUUUUAAUGCCUUUAAGAAAUAAACAAAAAACUUUUAACUGUUUGUGCAUGUAAAGAACAGUAAAUUAGAUGUGUUUUUCUUAUAUUUUAAUUGUGGUGUGCCUCGGAAAUCUGGGAAAGAUGUGACAUGGGUGAAAAAAAAAAGUUAAGGAGCACUGUUCUAGAUGAUAAGUCAACAUCUCUGUUUGUAUGGUAAUGAAUGUAUAAUUGGUCUUCAUUAUUUUUGUUUCAGUUACCAUGUAAACACAUUUUCUGCUUUGAUUGUGCAAGAAAAUAUGAGAAAGCUUGCAGAAGGUAAAUUUUUACAUAUAUAUGUUAUUAUACAUCGAGCCGAAAUUUGUUUAAGGUGCCCAGAUUAUUUUAUCAUUAGUGAAAUUCAUUCUUUCAGUCUUCUCAAGCCAAAUGGUGAUGGAGGCAAUAGCCAAAAUUUAUAUCUUCUUUUGUAGCUGCCUGCAAGAUCAGGAUUUUAUAUCUUUGAUCCUUCUUAAUUAUUCUGCGCCCUGUCUCUUUUGGUUUUCCUCUGUUUUGUUUUCUCUUGGCAGCCCAUCUCAGUUUUGUCCCAGACCUGGUUACUCUUACAUUUUUGGUGUACAAUGUUUUGAAAUGUCUUAUAAAUGUUCGUCAAAGCUUGUCAUAGCUAUGAUUUUAAGAGACCUGGUUAAAAAAAAAAAUUUCUGUAUUUUUAACAAGAAAAAAAUAGUUUCGUUUGUUACUUUUAGCUCCUUUCUACAUCUGGUGGUGAAUGAACUGAGAAAUAUGAUUGGUUGGGGAUACAUCCAUAAUUAUAUUACUUACACAGAGAGGGGAGGGUAAGGGUGUUGAAUUAGGAGCGUACAGGUGUGCAUGGGAAGGGAAGUGUUAAAUAUCUGUUACAUAAUCAAUUAAUUCAUCAUCUGAACUGCUGCAUGUGCAAAAAUAGAGUAAACUCCUGGGGUUUUUUUUGUUGUUGUUUUUUAAAAAAUACAUUCUACGCACAUAAUGUUGGACUGCGAUAAAGCUUUCAUGUAGAUUAAUGAGACACAAAAAUUUGUUUAAAUAAAACAAUAUAAGUUGAGCUUUAAUAAUGGUUACACAGAUUACAGAUUCAGUGUAAUGCAAAUUCUGUGUAAACAUUAAUAAAGCUUAACCUAUAUUGUGUUAUUUACACAAAUUCUUUAUGUCUCAUUAAUCUCAAUCUCCGUGCAGCAGUGUUAGAUUUUGAUAUAUUUAUUAGGUCUAGUAAGCGGUAUAGGAAAUCUAUUUUUAGAAGUCGUUACACAGCUGUACAAUUUUAAUAGCCCAGUUUUGAUCCAGCACUCCUCUUCCCUUCUCCCAAUACAGCUUGUAGAGUGGUCCAAAACUAAAUUCAGGUACAUGCAAAGUUUCAUCCCGCCAUUUUGAAUUAUAAAAAAAAAAUUAUGGAAAUUUGCUCAGUCCAGUAACUCGGCCUGCUUCACUCCUUACAAGCCCAAACUGGCAUUAUUUAUAUUUGUAGAUACAUUUAAUGAUGUCUCUUCAUGGACUUUUACUAACUUCCUGGUGGUUUAAGAUUAUAACUAUUUGGCAUAUACCGGUAGAUAUCAGCUAGAUGACGUCUGCAAUUAAUAACAUACUGGAAUGGAAGCACAAUAUUACUCUAGCUUGUGGAUUUACACCCCUUACCCCCCUUUUCCGCAUUUGAAUGAACCAAUCUUCCCCAUCUUUGAGGAUGUCCUUUAUGAAUGGCAACUAAUGGAGUUAUUAACUAUUUCUAAACAGAUAAAUCUUUUAAAUACAUGAAUUAAAAAAAAUUUUCAUGAUGGGUUUAAUUGAUUAUUAAGCUUAGAACGCACCCACAGAAAACAUGUUAUAAUUCAGUGACAAAAUCUCUUUCAGGUGUCAAGGUAAAGUACAGAAAGUGGAAAAGUCGGCUUUGGGAACAGUUUAUGUUUGUACCCAUGGAGCACCUAAACAUAGUACUAAAGGCUGCAGAAGGACAUAUCUUUCUCAAAGAGAUCUGCAGUCACAUAUUGCCCACAGACAUGUCCCUAAACCAUCCACCACCAGUAGCAAGCACCCACCCACUACCCAAGCUGUUCUGUCUGGUCCUGUGCAGUUACCACUGACCCAACAGCAAGCUGCCCAGCAUGCCACCCAGAAGCAGGUUUCUCCCAUUCAGUCUCACCUGCAGUCAUCUAGCAUCUCAGUACAAGGAUCCCUUGUAACUUCUGUGGCUAAUUUGUCCCAUUCACAGACCUCCGCAUUGGUUGCCAGUGGGCAGCAGAUGAGCCCCAUUCCACCGCUUAUUCCUGGUUUAGGUGAGCUUCGUCCUGUAACCAACGUUUCCCCUGCUGUUUUGAGCCAAAGUUCACCAAUGUCCCAACCAGCCCCAAGUCCUAACAGUCUCCAGCAAGCGAUGGGUUUGUCCUAUAAUCCAUCACCGCAAACCAACUCAGACAUCUAUCGACCUUUGGACAUGGCAACUAUGGGACAACAGCAGCAACAUCAGCAGAGCUUAGGAAUGACCAGUGUCCAUCUCCAGUCUGUACAAAAUAUGCAGCAGUAUUCUCAACCGCAGCAGUUUCCUGGGUCCACAGCUCUGUUGCCACAGAUGGGCAAUAAUCAACAAAUAGCUCCCACUAUGCCCACACAGAUGCAUCCCAUUACCCUCUCACACCAACAUUCUUCUCUCUCAGCUUCUCAGAAUUUAGACAGUUAUAGCAAAGCUCAGAAUAUUCAAACCCCAUUACAACAGACCCCACAGUCCCGUAAUUUGAUAACAGUACCUAUACAGGAUGAGGGUCAGUACAGACCUCAGCCGUAUGUUCCAUCCAUGGUCAGUCAGACGGUCAAUCCAAGUUAUCCCCAGGCAAGACAGAACAUGCCCACCCAGCCCCAAGGCUACACACAGCAUCCCAACUCAUUUGCUAGUCCUACAAAUUUCCCUCACUUGGGUGGACAAGCUCAAAAUAUAGGGUGUGGUGUGCAAAAUUUGGGUCAUCCCCAAAGUCAAGGCCAUCCACAGGGGAUGGGAAUUCAGGUACAAAAUAUGAGUCAUUCUCAGGGCUUAGUAGGCCAAGCUCAAACUUUAGGUCACCCUCAUAGCAUUGGACCUCAGUCACAAAACUUAGGCAAUCAGGCUCAAAAUUUGGGUGGCCAUGCUAAGGGUAUUGGUGGUCAUCCUCAAAAUUUGAGUGGAUCCACCCAGAAUAUGGGAGGCCAGGUUUCCAACAUGGGUAGUCAGGGCCAAGGUAUGGGGAAUAGUCCUCAGGGUAUGCAGUUCAAUCCAUCGAGUGGUAUGCAGUCUGGCAGCCCUGGCAUGAUGCUAAACCAAAGACCAGGAAAUGUCCAUCCUAGAGCACUUAUGGGGGCAGCUGCCAUGGGACACUUUCCCCCACAACACUGGCAAAGUCCAAGAAUCAUUCAACCUCGAAUGACUCAGGGUCAGCCAAGACCCAGACCAGACAACCAAUUUAACCCAAACAAUUUUUAUAGUUAAACAUAAAACUUUAUUUGUUAAAACAUUAAAUUUUUUAAAAUAUUAUUAUAUCUGUUUCAAAUUUUGAACUAAAUUUUUAGCCAUCGAUGUGGCAUAUUUAAUUAGUGACUAAUUUAAUCUCUCAAUUUACCAGCAUAAAACUUUGCGCAGAUUUAAUUGAUAUUUAUAUAUACAUGUGAUGAUUGCAACAUUUUUGUUAGUAAAAUAUAUUCUGUAAAAGUAUUCAGCCAAAAUGAAACACUAUAAUUAUCAUGUUCGUUGUAACUAUUAGCGUUUUAAUUUUAUCCCAACUUUUCAAACAUCAUUUUGUGAAACAAUAUUCUGUUAAUACUGUUAACAUUUAUUAAAAGCUUUCAUUU